AUGGCGAGGAUAUUGGGCGUCGCAGCGGCACUGAUGCUCGGCCCCGCCCCGGCACUCGCGGGUCUGGAUCCAUCUUGGCCGACAGCAAAUACCACCAGCGGACUCAUCGUCGGCCACGCUGCACCAAAUCGGUCAGAAGUGACAGAGUUCCUCGGCAUCCGCUAUGCAGAGCCACCUGUUGGGGACCUCCGCUUUGCUCCACCAAAGCGGUACAACGCCCCAGCCGGCACUGUCUACAAUGCUUCGGACUGGGCCCCAGACUGCCUUUCGAACAAACCGCCCGUCAGCCAGUUCCCGAACUUCUCCGAGCCCUCGGGCUUCCGUGUAUGGAACAUGUUUGCUGCGCAGACGGGCAACCCUUCAAGUGAGGAUUGUCUCGGUCUGAAUAUCUGGACCAAGACACCAAACAAUUCGGCGAGGGAGCCUGUGCUCAUCUGGUUCCAUGGUGGACGCUUCCAGAUACCUGGCCCACACAGUCCGUUCUACAAUGGUCAAUACUUAUCAGCAGCCGAGGACGUCGUUGUUGUAACACCAAACUACCGUCUUGGAAUAUUCGGCUUCUCAGGUGCGCCGGGCUUUGGCGGCGAUCCAGCACGAAUAACAAUAUUCGGCCAGAGUGCUGGGGGUGCAGCUGUGGACUAUUCGGCAUUCGCGUGGGAGGAAGACCCCAUAGUGGCAGGGCUGAUAUCGCAGUCGGGAACGGCACUGAGCUUCAACCCCAACACGAGGGCAUAUGCGCAGUCCAUCUUCUUCAACGUCUCCCAGGCCAUUGGGUGCGGUGGCGCAGGUGAAGAUGCCGCUACGGUCGUGGACUGUGUCCGGCAGGCCAACGCCUCUGCGAUCCUGGCGGCGUCGGCCAAAGUACCGGCCUUACCUAGCCAAGCGCUCGCCCAAGCCACCUUUCACCCGACGGUUGACGACGAGAUUGUCUUCUCAGACUACGAGGCCAGAUCGCGCAACGGGUCAUUCGCACGCAUCCCAUACCUCCUGGGCAACACCGACUUUGAGUCCGGGUGGUACAAGCUGUCGGCGUGGGCGGCCAAGGUGAACCUGACCGAGGCGCGGUGGGAUCUCUUCAACCAGCGCGCCUUCACGUGCCCGACGGGAGCGCAGGCGCGGUACCGGACGGAACAGCUGGUGCCAACGUGGAGGUACAGAUACCACGGCGAGUGGGAUAAUCUGAGGCUGUACAACUCCACGGCCGGGCUGGGGCCCAGGGGCAGCGGUGCGUAUCAUGGAUCGGAUGUUGAGAUGGUGUUUGGCACGGCGCAGGACGUGUCCCUGGUGGAGAACUCGGAGCACGAGGACGCGGUGUCGGCGUACGUUAUGGGGGCGUGGGCUUCCUUUGCGAGGGAUCCAGCCAAAGGCCUCCUGGAUUAUGGAUGGCCGGCGUAUGAUGCGACGGGCAACACGCUGGUACAGCUGGGGCUCGACGGCAGCGCAGAGCCGCAGUUCGCCGACCCAGGCGUGUUUGACAGCGCCUGUCCCGAGGUCAAUGAUCCUCUGCCUGGGCAAGGGGCCUUCUAA
Molecule: messenger RNA, 1527 nt
Organism: Diaporthe batatas
Lineage: Eukaryota; Fungi; Ascomycota; Sordariomycetes; Diaporthales; Diaporthaceae
Exons: 3
Coding region: 1-1527 (508 amino acids)
Source: RefSeq, a predicted model, not a curated record